Ectocarpus sp. CCAP 1310/34 is the source of this 1922-nucleotide messenger RNA. Lineage: Eukaryota; Phaeophyceae; Ectocarpales; Ectocarpaceae. The record is from the annotation of a GenBank genome assembly.
CGUGGUCGUGGACAAGCGUGUCAAUGACAGAACCUUCAUCUAUCUCUAGGAGCACGCUACCGCCCACGGCAUCACUCCUUCAAACUUGGCGUCAGCUGGCAUUACACGAGGACACCAUGUCCAGCGGCAAUGUGGAACUCCUGGGCGACAAUGUGGAAAUCCUGGAUUACGAACCCGAGGGCGAGGUUCCCACCGCAGAGCAGUUUCCAGCGGCCGAUCCGGCGGAACUGGAGCGGGCCUACAACACCGGACGUGUCUCUCUGGAGGAUAUCGUAGAAGCGGCCCAUCUGUCGUCCGAUUCCCCCCUUUUCGUUCCUCCUUUCUCGCUCCCGCCGGAAGACAGAUUAAUCCUCUUGCCCCACGACGAGUUUAUGGCGUACCAAAGGUUGAACGAGAUGUGGUGCGACGGUCUUGCCGGGAAGAUAGCAGAGGCGGAGGCGCGAGAGCAGGCGAAGCGCGAGGACGCGGAGCGCUUGGCGGAACGUGAGGCUGCUCUGGCUGCUGCGGCAAGGAAGCAGGAGGAGGAACGUGAGGCUGUUCUGGCUGCUGCGGCGAGGAAGCAGGAGGAGGAGCGUGCGGCUGUUCUGACGGAGCGUGAGGCGUAUCUCCAAGCGGCUAGGGCGAAGAAGGGGGCGCUCCGAUCGCGGCUGGAGGAGCUGGAGCCCCGCCACCAGGACCCGCGAGCAGCCCCCCACCCCCGUCGCCGUGUUAUCGCCCCCCCUCCCACGCAAUCCCAGGUGCCCCUUGGUUCCCAUCGUACCGCCUCGCCGCACGAGAAGGAGCGGGAGGUGGCGGCUUCUCCGACGAACGAGAAGGAGCGGGAGAGGACAACGACUCUGGAGUUUUCGGUGACGUUGGGUCUUCCGGCCGGUGCUGAAGGCGGAGCAUCGUUUGCGGCCGCAAUCACGGUGUACGAGUUCCACGUUGGAGAUACAGCGUUCCUAUCCCGCCCGCUGGAGUUGCCUGCAGAAGAUGUAACGUUCCAAGAUGAGGACAAAUCGGCAGCUCGUUAUACAUGGGCUGGCAUAAAACAACUCGUCCGUGCACAAUUUCCCCAACCGCACACCGUUGCUUUCGGACACAUUCACCAUACCCCAUACAUCGCGAAACUUCCGCCUUCUUCGCGGCAGUCCAUGUUCCAGCUUUUGUUCGCUCUCCGUCGUGCCACCUUUAAUAGAGGUCCUCAAGGAAUGUCGGUGGUGACACAAGAUGGAGGGCUCCAGCUGCCUCUUGCUCGUGCUGCCUCGAACAACGACUUCAAGCACGAUCUGCAAGCCCCCCGGCAGGCCUCUCCACGCCCUGCACAUGGUUCUGGAGGGGACACGGACUACAGUUGGUCGGCGGCCCCUGUGUCCAAGAGCUGGAAGAACCGUUGGGGUGACCAAGAUUCGACGGCCAAGAGCGGGACGGACGACCACCGCCGCUCCACCCAGUCUUCGCGAGGGCGCGGCGUCGGGGAUAACAGGCGAGGGCGAGCCGUGGGGAGCCAGCCUACCAGGUCUUCGCCAGCGAGUCGCCAUCGCCGGAGCAGGAGUCGGAGCGCAGAACGUCAACAGCGCACCAAUCCUUCGUCUAGGCGUGGGCGCAGCCGGAGCGGAGGCCGUCGUGGGAGAAACACGCCUCCGUCUAGGCGUAGCCGCAGCCGGAGCCAAAACCGGAGCGGGGGCAACAGCAGGGCGACCAGCACUGACAGAAGUCGCGGCGGAAAAGGGGGACGGAGGUCAGGUCACGGUAACAGGCAAGUGAUGUAUGAUCGAGGAGCGAGAGCGAGGCACGAGGCUCUGGACGCUUCGGACGCCGCUGCAACGGAGGCCAACACCAUCCGCAUUCAAGACAAGAUGGACAAGCUGAAGCCGGAACAACUUGAACACCUCUUUUGGGCACACAUUUCGAGCCUCGAGCCGUCUCCCGGGCGCCGUUAG